Molecule: messenger RNA, 612 nt
Organism: Volvox carteri f. nagariensis
Lineage: Eukaryota; Viridiplantae; Chlorophyta; Chlorophyceae; Chlamydomonadales; Volvocaceae
Exons: 3
Coding region: 1-612 (203 amino acids)
Source: RefSeq, a predicted model, not a curated record
AUGGAAGCUGUUCCGAAUUCCUUCUCACUUGAAGCGGUUCCGCGGCCGAUUAGCAACCAGAGGUCGGCAAAUCCGCAGCCGGCAACACUCCUGCCCCCCGCCACCCCCAAUGCCACCGCCAACCUGCAACGGAAGCGCACCAAGUCCACCAAUAAGAUCGAUGCCGUUGGUGUCCCCCCGGGGUUUGAGCGGCCUCGUAAUCCCAACGAGGACAUUAUUUGGCUGACUGACACUUGUGGUGGUGAUUUCAAGAGCUGGGCCUAUGCACUUCAGGGCUCGACGACGCAGCCGGCAACACUCCUGCCCCCCGCCACCCCCAAUGCCACCGCCAACCUGCAACGGAAGCGCACCAAGUCCACCAAUAAGAUCGAUGCCGUUGGUGUCCCCCCGGGGUUUGAGCGGCCUCGUAAUCCCAACGAGGACAUUAUUUGGCUGACUGACACUUGUGGUGGUGAUUUCAAGAGCUGGGCCUAUGCACUUCAGGGCUCGACGACGGUCAUCUGUUUUUUUGCGACACACAUAAGGAGAGUAACGCCACCAUUUCCCGCACGAACUGGGAUUGCUCAGCUUACACCCGGCACGAGGCCUCCUACUCCCACAAAGCGGCUGUAG